CUCAAAUUUUUGUGUUGCGCAAUCCUUCAUUUUCCAUAAACUCUGUGAGAAAUCAUGCAAUGAUGAACAUUCAAAAAAAACUAUAGUGCCAGAAAACUUCUAAGGCAUACGAUUCACCAAUGAAACACAGAACAUAAUGCUGCUGGGCAGUUUUUGCCAUACAGCUACUUACGUACUCUUCCCUUGCAUUUAAGAUGUCAAAGAACCAUUCUGAAGAAGAACCUGAAAUGGUAUAACAGUGGAUCCAGAAAGGUUUUUUUUUUUUUCAUUAAGUAGGAUGAGAUGGGGAGGAAGUAUGUAUUCUUUCUAUUUCCACCGUCCUUUACCUUUCUUCUUGGAAAAACAACAAACAGGAACCAGCUUUUCCACUCAGACCACCAUCAGUUCAAUUGUAAUACGGAUUAGAGGUAGGACCAUGUGAACUAGCCACAUAAAGCAUCUCAAAAGUAAGACUGGAUGGAUUAGGCUCUAUAAACUGGACGUAUCUGAAUCCAAGUUACACUUUUUUGAUCAAUAAUAAUUGUUUACUGUCCAAAGAAGCCUGAAAUGUUGUUAGAUAUAUUACCCUUCCAAUAACGCUUUACUUGCUAUCACUUUCUAACCAACAUAAGAAGAUGCUUUAUUUUAAUAAGUAUAGGUAUCUGAAAGGAAAUUAAUACUGAGGGGUUUGUUCUAUUCCUAUGAAUUUGAAACCCUGAAGGAAAGAAACCUGAAUCUGCAAAUGUGUUCUACAUUUCACAUUUGUUCUUCCACAUUUUGAAACGAGAAAGGUUGUGGGGUUUUGGAAGCUAUGUUCUUUUUCUGGGCACUUCGGUAUUACUUGUCAGAUUAGGUCUGCAGUGUUACAAAAUGGGUUAUCGUUUCUAUCUGUCCUGUUGUUCUUAUAUUUUAUUCCUCCUGGAAAACAGGUGCAUCUUCUGCUCAGCAUGUCAUGCAUUCUUCUCUUGGGAGAGUGGGUGGUUCUCACAAAAACAAAAACUAUUAAGCUCUAUAGGAGAGGAAAAAAUCCAGCAGAAAAAAAAUCCAGCACAAUUUAAUGCUGCACUCUGCUAAAAUAAUCUCCUUUCUUCUCCUGACACUUCUGUCAAGUCUGUGACAACGUGCAUUCUCCCCCAAGUUACAACAAUAGUAUUUCCUAAACCUGGCUAAACGUUGUAGAAAGGAAGGCAACUUUUAACCCUCCAGUAUUCAGCUCAUCAGAUCUUUUUUAUUGAUUAUUUAAUACCAGACUUGAAACAAAGAACUCAAAAUCUGUGGCAGCUAAUUUUAGUUCCCCUGCAAUCGUCAUGGCCUCAAAAGAAGGUUUAGCAACAUGGAAAAACCUACACACAAAGGGAUCUCGUGACACAGGAGGAGGACUAGUUAUGUAUCCAAAAAUCAGAUACAAUCAAAAUGAAGAAAGACAUACUCAUCUUUGUACAAGCUGGCAUUUCCUCGGUAGAAGACAUCUGUCACUUAGGUAUGGCAUUACCCUCAGCACAAGAGGGAGAGCGUUACCAAGUGCUGUAGAGCAAGUUUGAAGCUCAUAGAAAGAUAGGUCAGAAAAGGACAGGGACUUCAAGGGGACUUGUCCUUUCAUUGACACCACUUCUUUGAACAAUCUGCAGAAUUCAGGCUCUCAAAAGGUUUCCUAGACCAGUGCAAAAACCACAACCACUGCUUCCACCAAAAAUUGUUUCAUGCCCUCUUCAGCUGGGGGAGGGCAACCAAAACCAGCAUGUUAAAUCUUAAUGCUGUACUGUCAUGUGUUUUCUCCACAAGUAAUUCUUCAUCUUCAAAGCAGCACUUGAUUCCUUUUUGGGAGAAUAACAUUUUUAAAAACUGUGGCAAUUAGACUAUAGUGGACAGAUAAGCGUUGGCCUUUCCUCUUUGCUACAGGGCAACCAGCAGAUUUGAGACAUCCUCAACAGUCACCAAAGAACAGAUUUUUAAGAGAGCUCAAGUGUCUCACUCAGGCAUCACUAAGCCUUUGCACUGGCUAAUCAACAGAAAGUUAAAAAAAAAAAAAAAAGAGGCUCCAACUACCUCAAUUCUGUAACAUUUUCUUUAGGACCGACCUUGAAGUCAAUACCUCAGGAAACCCUUUUCAACUCCGAGGUUUAUAUACCACUGUCCUAAGAGCUGCAGCUCUCUGAGACCCCUCACUUCCACCUUUUGCUCUCACCAUCGCCACUCUCUUUGUAUUCCCACCCACAUGCAGAAUUCAUUAGCCACUUGCCUUCCAUCACAGCACUUCAAUAAAAUGAGUGAAUUUUCCAAAGGAUUCAACACAUAAGAGCUUUUGUGGGGGAAAACCAAACAUUUAGCUUUUCAGUUUCUUUGGAGCUGUGGCCUUCGGCAGUUCUUGCCCAUGGGAUCAGAGCGGAUGGAGAUGCGCAAGCGGCAGAUGUCUACGACCCAGGAGACCCCAGGCGCUGCACAGGCUCAGCACAGCACAGGAAAUCGCGGGUCCAACGCCUGCUGCUUUUGUUGGUGCUGUUGCUGCAGCUGCUCAUGUCUUACUGUUAGAAAUCAAGACGAAGAGAGAGCAAGGAGAACAUCGCACGAACUCCAAACAGAGGGUAUUCCAAACUGCGAGGAAAGCCCUGCUCCUACUCUUGAAGAAGUAAAUGCCUGGGCUCAAUCAUUUGACAAGUUGAUGCUUACUCCAGCUGGCAGAAAUGCUUUUCGUGAAUUUCUACGAACAGAAUUCAGUGAGGAAAACAUGCUUUUCUGGAUGGCCUGCGAGGAACUAAAACAAGAAUCCAACAAAAGUGUCAUUGAAGAAAAAGCAAGACUAAUUUAUGAAGAUUAUAUUUCUAUCCUUUCUCCAAAGGAGGUCAGUCUGGACUCCAGAGUAAGAGAAGUUAUUAACCGAAAUAUGCUGGAACCCUCACAACACACCUUCGAUGACGCACAGCUUCAAAUUUAUACCUUAAUGCACAGAGACUCCUACCCACGGUUUAUGAACUCUGCUAUUUAUAAGGACUUGCUUCGGUCCUUGUCUGAAAAAUCCAUUGAAGCAUAGAAUUUUUUCUUAAAUGUAUUUAUUUUGAAGCAAAAGGAACUCUGGGCUACACCAAUCCACAGGGAACUUAGAAUUAAUCAGAUAUUUACCUGAUAAUAACUCAGGCAAGUUCUACUACAGACUGAAUGAUUUAAACCCGCACAAGGCUCUGACACAAUCAGCCAACUACAGUUUCUGAUUAAAUUCAGUGUUACUUUGCAAAAGAGAAUGAAGAGAAUGAAAAUGUUGUCGUUCAAAAAAAAGCAGUAUUUUUUCAAAUGCAGCACGCAACUCAGAUGCAAACCUGUUACAACCUAUGGCCGAGGUACAAACGCCAACUGAGCACGAAAACUACAUUUUAAAGUGGAGUGUUAGAAUUUUCUUGAAAACCAAACCAGUUGUCCCAUCCACACUGUGACCAAAGCAAAACCAGUACUGUCAGUAUCUGGAGUUACACUAGACAAAGUUUCACAUGUUGUACGAAUUGUACCUGGCACAGGCAUACCACUUGUCUUGGUAUAUUUAAUGGAUAUAAUACAGUAUGCUAAUGGAAAUCAGUAUGGCAAUCAAGUUUAUGAAAGCUAAUGGUUGAAAUAAUGCUGCCUAUAAAAAUCUUUUGCUGAAGAAUUGUUAUUUUACUACUAGAGUCUGCUGAAAGCAUUUUUAAGUUCAUAUUGUUGAUGUUUAUAAAGUUAAAUUAUUUACUUAAGAGGAAGAAGAGUCUGGGCAUUUAAAUUCUGAAAUAAAGCACAAGAAUUCUCACAUGUUCUUCUCUUCCCUUGGUAGGUAGAUGUAAAAAACAUUUCAAUAUUUGCUCCUGAGAGGAUAGCAGUAUCAACCAUCUUGGGUUUGUACAUAUUAAAUUCUCCUGUUACCUCUUGUAAGGUUUCUAUUACAGACAUUCAUACAUUUAACUAACAAAAGGAGGAAGCUGGAACUAUUCUGUUCUGAUAUAGCACUAUUUCAGACUGUCCAAAAAGCAACAGCUCCAUCUGCUAAUCAUCAACGUUCACUUACAGUAUCCCCAAAACGUUACAUUUGAUUUCUGAUCAUAUAUCAAAAUCAGUAAUCACAGGAAGCACUAGGAAGAAAGUCAAUUGAAUCCGUGUAAUCUACUUGUGGAUCUGUUAUUCUAACAGCUUCUUUAUUUUAAAUUGCAAAAUUCACUACAAUUCCACUAUAUUAAACUUUGGAGUUUAUAACGGACUUCCAUUAAAUUGUAUUUUUUCCCUACACAUUUAUUUAAAUGAACCAAGUGGCACAUAUAGGUAGGAACAGGACAGAUGGGGAACAGAAAAAAAAAAAAAGAUAUCCCUAGAAGGGAAGAACCAGACAGGCAUGGUUCAGUGACAUUUACUGUAGCCUUUCUAAAACCUACUCUUUGCCUAGUUCCAGCACUAUGAAAAACACAAAAUGGGGACUUUCUCUGAAAAAGGAAACGGGAAUAACAAGGCUGAAUUUAGGAGAUCAAUUUAAUUGUUUCCUCAAUGCAUCCGGCAAGAGACGUAUUCUCCCCUUACUCCAUUCCCAUUAUUAAACAAAAAAUUAUGAGAUCUGUCAUAACACAGCACCACAGGAGAAGACCCAAUACGCAGUAAGUUAACAAUAGCUAUGGACCAGUUUCCAUCACCUCCUUCCAAAAACAAAGCACUAUUCAACAUGUCAGCACAAAAAAGUAAACCAGAAACCUUAGAAGAGGCAGCAAGUCAAAGUGGUUUUGCCCUCUAUAACACAACACUGGAUGACUAAGUUAAGAGGAAGCCCUUUUAUGUACCACUACUUAAAGACACGGUGCAGUUAGCCGUUGCCACUGCUUAACAUAUCAACGCUGGUUAUCUCAGCUGAGUUUGUAGUAAACAUACCCAAAGCACUAUCAAUACCAUUUCAGUUUACAUUAAGUAUUACGUGAUAGGUAAUAACUUCAACCAAACAAACUAGAUAUAUCGGUAAGGCAGCAUUCAUGGGGAGCUUGCAGUCACACUUAGGAUGCUGUGCUUGUUUUAAUCAGGGUGGGGAAGAGUGCUCUAAAACUCAAAGUUGACAAAGUAAGUUUAACUAGGUCAAAUUCAGCUUGCUGGAAAGAUCAGACACACAUCAAAAAAAGUUCAAAGUGUGUCAUUUCAUGAAAUGGAGGAUUUAAUUUCUUUUACAUGAUCUCUCUUCCCUGCAAAGAUACCUCAUUAAGAGCUGGAAGACAGACCAAACAUUUGUGCUUUAUAACAAACAAUAUAUUCUAUUAUUCUGCAAGAAAAGGAGAGAAAAAAAUCCAAUGAAAUUAGAGGGAAGAGAAAACCAUAUUAGUUCGGGCAGUUCGGUGUUUAACAUCAGAAUAUUAAAAGAAGAAAAUAAUACUUUCUAAGCUUAUUUUCCAUGUGCCACAACUUUCAAGCAAUUAAAAUUCUCUAAGCAAUUUUCAUUUUACUUCUGCAUUACAAUAAGCUGACAUUUGCAAUGUGCACCUUUCCUGAAAAAUCUUAACAAGUUUUAAUGCUGUGUUUAAAUUUACACCCAACACCAAUGGCAGAAUGCUGCUCCUUAGAUAGCCUGAGAGUAACUCUUAAAAAAGUCCAAAAAACCAACCCACUCCCCUAAAUAUCUUGUUAUUUUGAGGUUGUUUAAUGCUGGAUUUGAUUGAAGGGGAGAGGAAAAAAGGAAAAAAAAAAAAAAGAAAAGAGGAAAACAAAACCCCACCUGCACAGAAGACAGGUUUUUAACUACAUUUCAUUACUCUAUACUUGCUCGUUAUGCGCAAACUUUUCUCAGGGCA
Chroicocephalus ridibundus (black-headed gull) is the source of this 5753-nucleotide messenger RNA. It is a transcript of the gene RGS20, whose product is annotated as regulator of G protein signaling 20. NCBI's taxonomy places the organism in Eukaryota, Metazoa, Chordata, Aves, Charadriiformes, Laridae. The record is from RefSeq and is a predicted model, not a curated record. The coding region runs from base 2351 to 3007 and encodes 218 amino acids. The transcript is spliced from 5 exons.